GCAGGUUAGGAGCUGGUGCUUCAUUAACAGAUUUUUACGGCUCUGACAGAGUCUCAGCUGAAGCAGGAGGAGGAUUUCUUCACUCUUACCUGUCCGUCCACUUUGAGAGUUUGUCUUCAGACCGGAUCGAGGAUCUGCUCACCUCCUUCUGGAUCUCUCAGAGGUCUAGUCCAGAGACUCAGACUGGUGUCCUGAAGAGGAGGAUGAGCGGUUUCCUGUUCUUCAUCCUCCCGGCGCUGGGCGGAUACGCUCUCACCUCGGUGUACCUGCUGAAGAACCCGCUCAUUCUACACAAGAGGAAACGCACGGCCUUCUACUGCACACACAUCUCACACAGAGGAGGUAAGGACAGGAGGAGGAGGAGGUGCAAUGGGAGUCAUUCAGUCCUGACUCUGAUCAUAAUAAUAAUAAUAAUAAUAAUAUUUUAUUUAUAGGAGCCUUUCUAAACACUCAGAGUCACUUUACAAAGUAAGAAGAGCAGCAGAAAACAACAAACAGACACAAAAAUCUGAGGAAUCUGAAGUGAUCAGGUUUACAGAAGGAGACUGAUGUCAAGAUUUAAGAUUCAAGAUUCAAGAUGAGUUUAUUUAUCAUGUUCAUGUUAAAGAAGGUCAACAUAAAAAACACAAUAAAUACUGAGAGGAAAACAAUAAAAUAAGGAAACAAAGAAAAUAUUAAAGAGGAAUAAAAGUCUAAGAGAAAUAUUAACAAAGGUGCUGAGUGUGAAUGUAUGACAUGGAGGAUAAGAUGGUGGAUAAAUGAGGUGUGAAAAAUUACCGUAUUACACAUAAUAAAUGAUGGUGUAAGAGUGCUGUACAUCACAGAAAGUUUUGCAACGUAGAUGAAAUAAUAUUGAACUUUGACUGAGUCUGAAAACUGUCAGAUUUCCUGAACAGUCUGUUGGUCAAAUUAACUGCAGUUCCUCCAGUGUCCACUAGAGGCUGCCUGAGAAGUGAGUCAGGCCCCAUUGAGCCUCAUGUUAAAACCUCAGCAGAGAUAAACCAGGAACCAAAACAACAACACAUUCAUGACAGCUGAACAGGACUCACCUGUUUACACCUGUGUUAACAGUCAAAGUGAAGGGGGCGUGGCCUCUUUGUAAUGACCUCUGACCUCUGACCAUAACACAUCAAAAGAACGGCCGCACCAAUGAGAGGCCCCGCCCCUUUAACUAGAAGUCCUUAUUGAACGUGAACAGGUGAGUUCUCCUCAAACACAGCUGGUUCUGAUCUUCUCUCUGACCGUAAAGUUUUAACAUGAAGCUCUAUGGAGACUGACUCACAGCAGGGGUCGGCCUCUAGUGGACACUGAAGGAACUGCAGUUUUUGGUUCUUCAUCAGUAAAGUUCUCUGUUUGUUUGCAGGAUGUGGAGAGAGGAUCGAGAGCACCAUGGAGGCCUUCACACAGUGAGUAAACUGACCCCCGACCUCCACCUUCAUCCUGAUCGUCUCCUAAAAGAUCGUCUCCUAAAAGGUCGUAUCCUCCGAUCGUAGCUGAUCGUAACCAUUCAAGUUAACGUGUCAAUUUACACCGACUUCUUUCCGUUCCUCUGCGGAUCGCCGGACUCCUCAGCUGAUCACAAGUGAAAGGUUUUUAGACGUCAUUUCACCCCGAUGACACCAUGGAUGAGGAGAUGCUGAUUCUAGAAGUCUAGAAGUAGAUUUCCUCCUCUGGAAGGACACAAUCUACUGCUUAUAUGUCUAUGUGUCUGUCUUUAGAGAGACAACUCGUUAUCAUGAGAUUGAACGUGAAUCUGCGGGUUCUUGUGAGUUCUCGUGAUUCCUGCUGUCUGUAAUCCGCCAUGAAAUUCGCCUCACAAACGGAUCUGUUAGGAAUUGGCGGACAGUGAAAAUCGCCGCCGUUCUGGAUGUGGUGAAAAUUGAGGGUCAGACUGAUCCCGCCUCUCGUCCAAAUCUACGUCUUUGUUUCUUCCUGUCAGCUGACUGACCUGUUCCAAUCCACUUCCUCUCCAUCAUGUUUGACCUUGUGUUGACCUUGUGUUGACCUUGAACGCCUCACGGUUCGAUCCCUCCUCUGUCCGCAGCGCCGUGGAGCAGGGCACGCAGAUGCUGGAGCUGGACUGUCACCUGACGCACGACGGACACGUGGUGGUGUCACAUGACGAGAACCUGCUGAGAGAAACGGGAAACGACGUCAACAUGUCCUCGCUUGAUUGGCAGGUCAGAGGUCAAAGGUCACAGAGAAACACAGAUGGUUAUAAGAGUUCUGAUCCGAAUGAUCCGAUUGUUGGUGUUUUCAGGAUCUUCCUCUGUACAAAGACCGACUGGAGGUGACCUUCUUCUCCGGUGAGUUCGACCUCCAGAGUUUAAACAGUGUGUGUGUGUGUGUGUGUGUGUGUGUGUGUGUGUCUGUGUGAGUGUGUGUGUGUGUGUGUGUGUGUGUCUUUUAUUGUCCUUUAUCGUUGUGAUAGUCCCCGCCCCUCCCUCCCUCCUGCAGGUCGUUUCAGCGGCGGCGCAGACAGGAAGUUCACUCUGCUGGAGGACUUGUUCCGGACGUUUCCUCAGAUCCCCAUCAGCAUCGAGAUCAAAGAGAACAACAGUCAGCUGAUCAAAAAGGUACAGUCCGUCUAAAAACACCCUCCGCUCUGUCUGAACGUCUGUCUAAAGUCUCAGCGGCCCUGAAAUGAUGAAACUCUCUACCCCUGAUCUACUUUUCAUUAAUGACCUCAGACUCUUUGAAACAUCUUAAAACUCCUUUUAAAACAGGUUUUUAAUGUUUAGUGUCAUUUAUGGUGUUUCUCUCUGAUCGUUUUUGUUUUCUAACCUUUUAUUGUUCCGAUAUUUUCUCACGUUUGUCACUUUUCAUGUAUUUUCUUUCCUUUAUUUGUGUUUUUGACGGUGAAAGAACUUUGUUCAUCUUUACGGAUGUUGUACGGGGCUAUAUAAAUAAACUUUAUCAUUAUUAUUAUUAUUAUUAUUAUUAUUAUUAUUAUUAUUAUUGUUAUUAUUGUUGUUGUUGUUGUUGUUGUUGUUGUUGUUGUUGUUGUUGUUGUUGUUAUUAUUAUUAUUAUUAUUAUUAUUAUCAUUAUCAUUAUUAUUAUUAUUAUUAUUAUUAUUAUUGGUAUUAUUAUUAUUAUUAUUGGUAUUAUUAUUAUUAUUAUUAUUAUUAUUAUUAUUAUUAUUAUUAUUAUUAUUAUUAUCAUUAUCAUUAUUAUUAUUAUUAUUAUUAAUCUUAUUAUUAUUAUUAUUAUUAUCAUUAUUAUUAUUAUUAUUAUUAUUGUUAUUAUUAUUAUCAUUAUUAUUAUUAUUAUUAUUAUUAUUAUUAUUAUUAUUGUUAUUAUUAUUAUUAUUAUUAUUAUUAUUAUUAUUAUUAUUAUUAUCAUUAUUAUUAAUAUUAUCAUUAUUAUUAUUAUUAUUAUUAUUGUUAUUAUUAUUAUUAUUAUUAUUAAUAUCAUUAUUAUUAUUAUUAUUAUUGUUAUUACUUCCACAUUAUUAAUUACUUCAAUAUCUCUGAAUUAGAUCUCCAGGUUUAGGAUCAUCAGGACUCUGUAGUUGGAGUCACCGCAUGGACUUAAAAUCACUGAUGGAUCAAAAUCUAAACCUCUUUAGAAAAGGACAACUGGACUUAGUUGAUUUACUGGACUUAGUUGAGGCGAAACGUCUUAACUAAGUCCAGUUGUCCUUUCAACAAAGAGCUGUAGAUCAUAGAUGCUGCAUCCUCAGUUUUAGAGAGUAUCUCCAGGUUUAGGAGGAACAUCUGCGUCCAUCCAGACAAAGACUUGACAGGAGAAAAACAACAUCUCCCUUUCAGACUCCAGAUCCUGGUCUGUUGGGUUCUCUAAGGUCUACAGAGGGUUGGAGAAAGACGAGCUGAGGACACAAACAGGAACCAAGAAUAAUCUUCAUUAUUGAUUAUUGAUUAUUGAUCAUUCUGUGUUCAGGUGUCUGAUCUGGUGAAAACCUACAACAGAGAUGAGAUCACUGUGUGGGCCACCGUCAACUCCAACAUCAUGAGGAAAUGCCGCAGAACGGUAAAACAACCAGCAGGGGGAGACAGAGUCAGACCCCCCCACAUCAGUUUAGAGUCUCUGUUAGAGUCCUCCUGAACCAGGUGGACCUGUUGGUCUCUGUGUGUCCCUGUAGAACAGCUCCAUGCCGUACAGUUUCACGGUCCGUCGGGGGGUCCUGCUGCUGCUCCUCUACUACAGCGGUCUGCUGCCCUUCGUCCCCCUGGGGGAGAGUCUGCUGCAGUUUUACCUGCCGCGCAUCAUCAACAGGUGAAGGACCUCACCUCACACACAGAUUCACUGUCCGUCUAAUCUGUCCACUUUCAGUAUAAACCCUCAUCAGAUCGGAAUAAUUGACCUCUUUAUUUAUUGAUCACUUCAGAGUGACUCUGAACUCUCGUCUCAAAACUGUUUCUGAUUUAUUUCAUUCAUGUUCUCAGUAUUUCUCUCCUUGUUAAUCAGUUUUGUCUGUUUUGUAUGUUUGGUGAAUGUUGGUUGGAGUUGUGUGUGGGAGUAAGUGUCUGUAUUUGUUAUAUGUUCUGUAUGUUAAUGUUAUCGUGUCCUGAGUUCAGUGUUUGUUUAGGGACCGUCUCUAAAGUGAGACUCUACAUCUAAAGGGGUUAUCCUCCAAUAAAUUCAGAUUUGUGUUUUUUUUCAGUUUGUCUCUCAGUUGUCUCUCUGUUUGUCUCACAGUCUGUCUCUCAGUUUGUCUCUCAGUCUGUCUCUCUGUUGUCUCUCAGUUGUCUCUCUGUUUGUCUCUCUGUUGUCUCUCAGUUUGUCUCUCAGUCUGUCUCUCUGUUGUCUCUCAGUUGUCUCUCUGUUUGUCUCUCUGUUGUCUCUCAGUUUGUCUCUCUGUCUGUCUGUCUCUCAGUCUGUCUCUCAGUUGUCUCUCUUUGUCUCUCUCUUUGCUGCAGGACCUUCAUCCCCCAGAAACGCGUCCUGAGGAACAGACUGAUCAUCUCUCUGUUAGAAAAGUCAGUAAACUCUCGUCUUCAGACUUAAACACAGUGAACAGAUUUAAAGUUUUAUUGAACAAAGAUAAAAUCUCUUUUUUUGGUUCUUUUUGCAGAAAUCUCUGAAAUCAUUUUGUUUAUUUUGUGUUUUUUCUUCCAGAGUCACGAUGAGGAGGGGUCUCUUUAAUCACCUCGCAGCUCGAGGGAUUCAGGUAUGAAACCUUCGAUGAACUCGUCUGAAUUUUCACUUUAGUGGAACUUUAAACUAUUUUAAAAACAGAUAUUUUCAUGCUGAGAGAAAAGACUCGAUAAACGUUAAUAACAGUAAAAUAACUGAUAAAUGGAGGGUCAUGUUAAUAAUCCAUCAUUAGAGCUGAUUGUCCUUUAAGGCCACCGUAGUUUCCCUGGUGGGAGGGGUCAGUAAGGGAGCGUUUCAUGACUCUGACUGUUAGAUAUCUGAACAGAGGGACCCUGAACGCACCAUCAGAGUGUUUCUCUGUCAUUUGAAGGUUCAUCUGUUCGUGUGUAACGAAGAGGAGGACAUUAAAGCGGCGUUCGACGUCGGGGCCACGGGGGUCAUGACCGACUAUCCGACCCUCCUGUCAAACUACCUCCUCAGAAACCGAAACCAGGACUGACCUGGACUCUGCAGUCAGACCUGUGCAGGUCCACCAUGGAGCUUUAGGAUGGUAUAGCGCCAUCUACAGGGUAAAACCCCGUAAAUAUACCUCUAUCUGUGUUUCAUACCAGAGUAAGAAGAGCAGCGGUGAGGAGGAUCGGUUUUAUUUUAGUUUCUGAGUUUGUCUGAAACUCUUUUAUUUAAACACAAAAAUGACCUCAAAUUAAACCUCAGCUGUUUGUGUAGAUAAUUCAGUCUGAGCAGACUCGGGUUCGUCUGUGACUCUGGAGGAAGUCGACAUUUAUAAAUACUCUGUGAUAUAAUCUGUGAGGAUUAUGAAGGAAUCUCCUCCUCUGUGUGUCUGAACCUUUUCUAACUUUCUCUGAGUUUGAAGGUUUGAAGAGAAACGACUUCAUGUUUGGAGGACUCUCUUCUUCUGUUUCUGUCGUCUCUCUCUGAGUCAAACCUUCAGCGCUCCAACCCUGAGUUGAUAUUUAACCGGCUGGAAAGAGUCAGCUGACGUCCUCCUGAUAAGAGAGAGAACGUGAUUUUGUUUUGACUGUCUGAGGAGUUUUAUGACUUUCUUCCAUCAGUUUUUCUCAGAGGAAUAAAGGAUCAGAAUGUUAUUAUUAUUAUAUAUCUUCUUGUUUUUCUGUCUUUAUGUUUAUUAUUUUUUGGUCGUUUAAAGAAGUGUGACGACUAAAAUGAGGUAAAGUAAAUCUCCUCUUGUUGUGUUCAGAUGCAUUUAUAUUAAAGAUACCUGAAGUGACGUUGAUGUAAACAAA
Xyrichtys novacula (pearly razorfish) is the source of this 6324-nucleotide messenger RNA. NCBI's taxonomy places the organism in Eukaryota, Metazoa, Chordata, Actinopteri, Labriformes, Labridae. The record is from the annotation of a GenBank genome assembly.